AUGGUUCAGUCCGCUAUCCUCGGUUUCCCCCGUAUGGGUGUUAACCGUGACCUGAAGAAGGCCACCGAAGCUUACUGGGGUGGAAAGAUCUCUCAGUCCGACCUCCUCGCUGAGGCCAAGCGCCUCCGUCUUGCUCACUGGAAGAUCCAGCAGGAUGCCGGUGUCGACAUCAUCCCCAGCAACGACUUCGCCCUCUACGACCAGGUCCUCCACCAGAUCCAGGACUUCGGUGCCGUUCCCGAGCGAUACACCAAGGAUGGUCUUGACCCUAUUGACCAGUACUUCGCCAUGGGCCGUGGUCACCAGAAGGAGGGUAUCGAUGUUCCCUCUCUGGAGAUGGUUAAGUGGUUCGACUCCAAUUACCACUACGUCAAGCCUACCCUCCAGGACAACCAGACCUUCAAGCUCACUGACAGCCCCAAGGCUGUUGCUGAGUUCAAGGAGGCUAAGGAGGCUGGCAUCAACACCCGCCCCGUCCUCGUUGGUCCCGUCUCUUUCCUGCACCUUGGCAAGGCCGACCGUGGCCAGUCUGUCGAGCCCAUCGACCUUCUUGAGAAGCUCCUCCCUGUCUAUGAGCAGAUCCUCACCCAGCUGAAGGAGGCUGGCGCCGAGACUGUCCAGAUUGACGAGCCUGUCCUCGUCUUCGACCUUCCCCAGAAGACCAAGGAUGCCUUCAAGCCCGCCUAUGAGAAGUUCGCCAGCCUUGGUGACAAGAUCCCCAAGAUUGUCUUCACCACCUACUUCGGUGACAUCGUCCACAACCUUGACCUCCUCCCCAAGGACGUCUAUGGUGUCCACAUCGACCUUGUCCGCAACCCCGAGCAGCUCGAGAAGGUUCUCGGUGCUCUCGGCUCCAACACCAUCCUCUCUGCUGGUGUCGUCGACGGCCGCAACAUCUGGAAGACCAACCUGAAGCGUGCUAUCGAGACUGUUGAGACCGCUAUCCAGAAGCUCGGCAAGGACCGUGUCAUUGCUGCCACAUCCAGCUCUCUCCUCCACACCCCUCACACUCUUGCCAGCGAGAAGAAGCUGGACCCCGAGAUUGCCGACUGGUUCUCUUUCGCUACCGAGAAGGCUUCUGAGAUUGCUCUCAUUGCCAAGGCCGUCACUGAGGGCCCUGCCUCCGUCCGUGAGCAGCUUGAGGCUAACGCCAAGUCCAUCAAGGCUCGUGCCGACUCUCCCCGAACCAACGACCCUCAGGUCAAGGAGCGCCAGUCCAAGGUCACACAGAAGGACUACGAGCGCAAGAGCGAGUUCACUACCCGUAUCAGCCAGCAGCAGAAGAAGCUGAACCUUCCCCUCUUCCCCACUACCACUAUUGGAUCUUUCCCCCAGACCAAGGAGAUCCGAGUUCAGCGAAACAAGUUCACCAAGGGUGAGAUCACCGCUGAGGAGUACGACCGCUUCAUUGAGAAGGAGAUUGAGGAGAACAUCAAGAUCCAGGAGGAACUUGACCUCGAUGUCUUCGUCCACGGUGAGCCUGAGCGUAACGACAUGGUUCAGUUCUUCGGUGAGCGAUUCCAGGGUUAUGCUUUCACCACACACGCCUGGGUUCAGUCCUACGGUUCUCGAUGCGUCCGACCUCCCAUCAUUGUCGGUGACAUCUCUCGACCUCAGCCCAUGACCGUCAAGGAGUCCAAGUACGCCGUCUCGGUCUCCAAGAAGCCCAUGAAGGGUAUGCUUACUGGACCCGUCACCUGCCUUCGAUGGUCUUUCCCCCGUGACGACGUCCACCAGUCCGUCCAGGCUGAGCAGCUUGCCCUUGCCCUCCGUGACGAGGUCGUCGACCUCGAGAAGGCCGGCAUCGACGUCAUCCAGGUCGACGAGCCCGCUCUCCGUGAGGGUCUUCCCCUCCGCUCCGGUGAGGAGCGUGAUGCCUACCUCAAGUGGGCCGUCCAGGCUUUCCGCCUCUCCACCGCCGGUGUUGAGGACGCCACUCAGAUCCACUCUCACUUCUGUUACUCUGAGUUCCAGGACUUCUUCCACGCCAUCGCUGCCCUCGAUGCCGACGUUCUGUCCAUUGAGAACAGCAAGUCUGAUGCCAAGCUUCUCCGAGUCUUCGUCGAUUCUGAGUACCCUCGCCACAUCGGACCUGGUGUCUACGACAUCCACUCUCCCCGUGUCCCCAGCGAGCAGGAGAUUAAGGACCGCAUCGAGGAGAUGCUUCAAUUCCUUAAGCCCGAGCAGCUCUGGAUCGACCCUGACUGUGGUCUCAAGACCCGUCAGUGGAAGGAGACCAAGGAGGCGCUUGCCAACAUGGUUAACGCCGCCAAGUACUUCCGUGCCAAGUACGCCAAAUAA
This is a messenger RNA of Fusarium musae, 2301 nucleotides long. It is a transcript of the gene MET26, whose product is annotated as homocysteine methyltransferase Met26. The coding region runs from base 1 to 2301 and encodes 766 amino acids. The transcript has 3 exons. Lineage: Eukaryota; Fungi; Ascomycota; Sordariomycetes; Hypocreales; Nectriaceae. The record is from RefSeq and is a predicted model, not a curated record. Gene Ontology annotation, molecular function: zinc ion binding; 5-methyltetrahydropteroyltriglutamate-homocysteine S-methyltransferase activity.